AUGCCGUACUACACAGCUGCCGGCGAUGACGAAGUUCACGACUUCGACGAGUACGAUCCGACGCCGUUCGGUGGCGGAUACGAUUUGUUUCUGACCUACGGCCGUGCUCUCGAGCCGUCGGAUGAGACCUGCUACCCUAACUCAUCGCCGUCCGAUGAUUUCGAUUAUGAGCGGCCCCAAUUUUCAUCCUACUCUGAGCCCUCUGCAUAUGACGAAGAGGCUCUCGACAACGAGUACAGCAGCUACGCCCGGCCCACGCACCGACCCGGACCCGCCAUUGGGUUCACUCCAGGUGGAGGCGAUCCGGAGGGAGAGCACGGAGGGAGGCCCCAACCGGCUUAUGGGUUCCAGCCUGGCGGAGAGGAUAGACCCGAGUAUGGAUCCGAGAGGCCCGAUUCGGGCCAUGGGUCUGGGUAUGGUCGGAAGCCGGGGUAUGAACAGCCCGGUUCGGAAUACGGUUCUGGGUAUCGUCGGAGACCAGAGUCCGAUGAGCCCAGUUCCGAGUAUGGAUCUGGGUAUGGCCGAAAGCCAGAGUACGAGACGCCUGAACCAGAGUAUGGAUCUGGGUAUGGCCGAAAGCCCGAGUACGAGACGCCUGAACCCGAUUAUGGAUCCGGGUACGGGCGAAAGCCCGAGUACGAGGCUCCCGAAUCUGAGCAUGGAUCUGGGUAUGGGCGAAAGCCUGAGUUCGAAGCACCGGGAGCUGGAUUCGGGUCUGGGUAUGAUCGGAAGCCGAGUUAUGGCGAGGAGCCUGGUUAUGGAGAUGAGCCGCCGAGAAAGCCAAGCUAUGGGAGGCCCAGUUAUGAGACCUCAGAAAGUGAGGAGAGGCCCAAGUAUGAGAGUUCGGGUUAUGGGAGGACAGAGUUUGAGAGACCUGGUUAUGGCGAAGAGCCGCGGAGGAGGCCUAGUUAUGAGACCCCAGAAAGCGAGGAGAGGCCCAGCUAUGGGAGGCCUGGCUACGGAGAUGAGCCGCCCCCGCCAAGACCCAGCUAUGGGAGCCCUGGCUACGGAGAUGAGCAGCCGCCGCCGAGGCCCAGCUAUGGCACGCCUGGCUACGGCGAUGAGCCGCCACCACCAAGGCCCAGCUAUGGGAGGCCCAGUUAUGAGGGGGAGGAAAGCGCGGAGUAUGAGAAGCCCAGUUAUGGGAGGAGCGAGGAGCAGGAGUACCGCAGGCCUGGUGGUUAUGAGAGGCGCGGUGAUGAUGAUGAAGCUGAGCGUCCUAAGUAUGGUUCUCGUGAGGAGGGCUAUAGUCGCAAGAAAUAUGGAAAUGACAACUCGGAUGAGGAUGAUGAUGAUGAGGAGAAAAAACGACGUCACCACAAGCACCACCACCGCAAGAGCUAUGAUGAUGAAUGA
This is a messenger RNA of Prunus armeniaca (apricot), 1356 nucleotides long. The record is from the annotation of a GenBank genome assembly. Lineage: Eukaryota; Viridiplantae; Streptophyta; Magnoliopsida; Rosales; Rosaceae.